UCAGCCUCAGUACAGAAGCUCCUGUCCUGCAGGCGGCAGUGCUGCGCUCUGUCCGCUGUGCCGGAGAACACUUCCUACAUGUUUUUACGCACAGCCAAAUCUUUAAACACGACUGUCCCAGCGCUUUACUGUUCCACCCGCAGGCCAGUUCCGGAGGUCUGUCUCACGCGCAGAAUGUCCUCGGGCCCCCGUCAUGUGGUGUGGAGCUCCAAGGGGGCCGUGGCCUACUUGAGCACACGGCCCUGGACCCCUGGCUCUGUGGUGGUGGAGCCCAGCCUGAGUGGAGCAGAGGGGGGCAGUGUGUUUGAGCUGCCAGAGGAGGCGUACCUGUCCCUGCUCCUGGGGGCCCGAGGAGUGUCCCGACUCCUGUGUGAGAGACUGGGCGUCCACAGGUGUGCACUGGUGGCCAGACCUCAGCCACACCGCCCCCCACAAGUCCAGGUGCUGCCUCUCCAUGGUCUGGAUGCAGAGUGGUGUCCUCACCUGGCCGCAGACGAGGAGUUCAACCCCACUGACCCUGGGUAUUGCACGUCCAAGAGCGCCCCCCGCUGGAGUGAGGAGCGACUGACGGAGCUCCAGGGCCAGAUCAGGGCCAUGCUGCCGGACCCUCUCUCCCCUCCAGACUACACCUUUCUGGGGGAGGAUCCCGCUCACCCCGGCCUCUUCUCGAGGAUCGUGCGGGGGGAGGAGCUCCAGUGGAGGGUGUGGGACGACCCCGGGCAUGUGGCCUUCCUCACCCCGUUCCCCAACACUCCCGGGCUGACGGUGGUGGUCCCGCGGAGACCCCUGCCCUCAGACAUAUUCAGUCUGGAGGAGCAGGACUACGUGUCCCUGGUGCAGGCGUCUCGGAGCGUGGCUCUGCUUCUACUCAGGAGCCUGGCUGCUUCUGCUGUGGGGAUGAUUUUUGAGGGUUUUGAGAUCAACUACGCUCAUGUCAAACUGAUGCCUCUCUUUUCAUCGUGUUCAUCGAGAGGGGAGCAGAUUGGGGCCAGAGCUGCCCCCUUCUACAGCAUCUACCCUGGGUUUGUGAGCUCCGAGGAUGGACCUGAGGCCAGCGCUCACAGCCUCAAAGAGCUCCAUGCUCAGCUCACCUGUUAGACACUUGUGUCACUGGUUCUUCUAGUCAUAUUGUACUGGAUCAUUCAGGAACUGACCUGGGCCUGUUGCUGGAAUCUUCAGAUGUUAAGAGAAGGCCGGGCUCAGAGUCGUGUGUUCUGGACCAGACUCUGGGCUGUGCUCUGGACCAGUACUUUUAUUCAUAUCCAUAGGAUAAAUAGGAUAAUGUUUGAAGUAAUGUUUAGAAGAUGUUUCAUUGCAUUUUGCAUUUAUAAUAUUUUUUAUGAUUUGAUUCCACAAUUGCAAAAAAAAUGACCAAAUUUGCUAAUUUACUUUUAUAUGAUGUACAUUAAAAAUCGUCAAUUUUCUAC
Messenger RNA from Periophthalmus magnuspinnatus, 1427 nucleotides. RefSeq lists its product as uncharacterized. The coding region runs from base 79 to 1098 and encodes 339 amino acids. NCBI's taxonomy places the organism in Eukaryota, Metazoa, Chordata, Actinopteri, Gobiiformes, Gobiidae. The record is from RefSeq and is a predicted model, not a curated record. Gene Ontology annotation, molecular function: catalytic activity. The transcript is spliced from 3 exons.